This is a messenger RNA of Eremomyces bilateralis CBS 781.70, 1683 nucleotides long. RefSeq names its product cyclophilin-like protein. The record is from RefSeq and is a predicted model, not a curated record. Gene Ontology annotation, molecular function: peptidyl-prolyl cis-trans isomerase activity; ubiquitin-ubiquitin ligase activity. Lineage: Eukaryota; Fungi; Ascomycota; Dothideomycetes; Eremomycetales; Eremomycetaceae. The transcript has 2 exons. Bases 1 to 1683 code for a protein of 560 amino acids. Gene Ontology annotation, cellular component: catalytic step 2 spliceosome. Gene Ontology annotation, biological process: protein peptidyl-prolyl isomerization; protein polyubiquitination.
AUGGGCAAAGGCACGGAUAAGCUAUACAUCACUCACUCCGAGUGGGCGUCAGGAGAUGCCUUUGGAGCGAGUGCCGGCUCAAAAGCUGGCAAACAAGCGGUCGACACAACCUUCAAACGAUUACCUUAUAACUACUGUGCGGUGUCCUUGCAGCCGUUUAGCGAUCCUGUCUGCACGGAGAACGGGACCAUAUUCGACCUGUCAAAUAUAUUAGCGUGGCUUGCGAAGCAUAGAACGAAUCCAGUGGAUGGAACACCGCUGAAGCGCGCCGACUUGAUCAAGUUAAACUUCGCGAAAAACGAUGACGGAGAAUAUGUCGACCCGGUAACGUUCAAGGUCUUCACAGACAAUACCCAUAUCGUAGCGUUAAAGGUUUCGGGAAACGUUUUUGCUUGGGAUACCGUUCAGCGACUGAACAUCAAAGCCAAGAAUUGGAAGGAUUUGGUCACCGACCAAGAGUUUACCAGGAAGGACAUCAUCACCUUACAGGAUCCACAUAACAUCGAAGCAAGGAAUCUCAGUUCAUUUCAGUAUUUGAAAGAGGGAGAAAAACCUGUAGCCGCACACCAGGAUCCCGACGAAAGUAAUGGAAUCAACGCGUCAGCCCUGGGAAGCUCGGCGAAGAUUCUCCGAGCAAAGGAGGCAGUGGCUAAAGCACGCGCUGAGCGUGCUACGGAGGGCCAGCAAGCCAAAGGCCAACUAUCGCGAAAUGCACAGAAGGCGGCCUUGAGUGGCAGUGGUACAGUACGAAAACUUCCACCGAAGAAUGCCGCCCACUACACCACCGGGCAAGCUGCUGCAUCAUUUACUAGCACUGGUCUUACCCCUCAAACCGACGCCAGCCUCGCAAUCCUGUCCGACGAAGAGUAUAUGCUCAAGCCCAAACGAGUCAAGCAUAAGGGAUACGCCAUUCUUUCCACCAACCUUGGCGACCUGAAGGUUGAACUAUACCCCGAGUGGGCCCCUCGAGCCGUGUGGAACUUCAUUCGCCUUGGCCAAAAGGGCUACUACCGAAAUAUCGACUUUCACCGAAAUAUCAGAAACUUCAUGCUGCAGGGCGGCGACCCCACGGGGUCGGGACGAGGUGGCUCGUCCAUAUGGGGCAAGCCAUUCGUGGACGAGAUCGAGGGGCCUCUGGCGCAUGACGGACGUGGCAUGUUGAGUAUGGCCAACAAAGGCAAAAACACCAAUACCUCGCAGUUCUUCAUCACGUAUCGAGCAUGCCCGCACCUCGAUCGGAAACACACCAUUUUCGGCAAAGUCGUCGACAAUCUCGACGUCCUGGCACGGCUGGAGGCGGUCAAAACGGACGACAAGGACCGACCCACAGGCGGAGACGGCGGAGAAGCCAUUUUGCAAGAUGUCACGGUUCUCAUCGAUCCAUUUGAGGAAUUCAUGAAGGAGUCGGCCGCGCAAGAGGCUGAAAAAGUGCACAAGGAAGAGGUACGGCGACAAGGAGGGACUGAGGAUGAUAAACUGACUUGGACGGGGAAACGAGUCCGGGGCACAAAAGGCAAUAGCGACGGCGCUUCUACCGGUGUUGGCAAGUAUUUGAAAGCCGCCAUGAAUGAUGAUACCCCAACUGGGCACGACGAGAUCAUCGAGGAAUGGGACGAGCCCGAGCAGCCGAUGAAAAAGAAGGGGAAAAUAUCUGCUGGGUUUGGCAACUUCGAUAGUUGGUAG